Gymnogyps californianus (California condor) is the source of this 953-nucleotide messenger RNA. It is a transcript of the gene ANTKMT, whose product is annotated as adenine nucleotide translocase lysine methyltransferase. Gene Ontology annotation, cellular component: mitochondrion. Gene Ontology annotation, molecular function: protein-lysine N-methyltransferase activity. NCBI's taxonomy places the organism in Eukaryota, Metazoa, Chordata, Aves, Accipitriformes, Cathartidae. The record is from RefSeq and is a predicted model, not a curated record. Gene Ontology annotation, biological process: positive regulation of proton-transporting ATP synthase activity, rotational mechanism; regulation of mitochondrial ATP synthesis coupled proton transport; peptidyl-lysine trimethylation.
AUGGAGCCGGAGGAGCCGGGAGAGGCGGCGUGGGGGCGGCGAGGGGGGGACGGGCUGGGCGGGCGAGGGCUGCUGGAGCUGGCGGUGGCCAGCGGGGUGGCCGCUUGGGCUACCUGGGCCGUCUUCUUGAUGCCCGGCUUCCGCCGGGUCCCCCUGCGGCUCCAGGUGCCCUACCAGCCCUCCGGCCCCCAGCAAGUGGCGAACGCCCUGGCCCUGCUGCGGGGCCGCUCGGGGAAGACGGUGGAUUUGGGAUCGGGAGAUGGACGGCUUGUGGUAGAGGCUUAUAAGCAAGGUCUCAGACCAGCCGUUGGCUAUGAGCUCAAUCCCUGGCUCCUGUGUCUCUCCAACUACCGGGCCUGGAAGGCUGGGUACCACGGGAAGGUUUCCUUCCUGAAGAAAGAUCUGUGGAAGGUGAAUCUUUCGGAUUGCAACAACGUGAUCGUGUUCCUGGCCCCCAGCGUGAAACCUCCCCUAGCCACCAAGCUCCUUGCAGAACUUCCCGACGAAGCCCGGGUGGUGGCUGGACGCUUCCCCUUCCCUUCCUGGACCCCCACCAGCAGCCUUGGGCAGGGGCUAGAGCAAGUCUGGGCCUAUGACAUGAAGGAGGUGCGGCGAGCAGCGCAGAGCGGCGCAGAGGGAAGCCCAGUCUAACAGCAGCCUCGUUAAGCCUGGCAUUAAGAGUCAGAGCCUCUCCAGCCCUUGGGCUCAGCUCAGGACAGCAGCGAGAGGGCUGCUUGGCCAGGCUUUUUCCCGGGGACUUGCAGGGUGGUAGUCCCUCGGUUUUCCAAAGAGUGGGCAGUUUCAGGGAAGCAAGGGAGGGGAAAAUCAGACCUAGAAAUCCUGGAAUUAUCGCAGGAUUUAAGGGCUGAAUCUCCGGUGCCUCUUUCUGUACAUUUGCUACUUUAUUUCUAGUUAAUUUUUCAAAAUAAACAUUUGGUCCGUUCUUCCCUUGA